Molecule: messenger RNA, 1293 nt
Organism: Indicator indicator
Lineage: Eukaryota; Metazoa; Chordata; Aves; Piciformes; Indicatoridae
Gene: PTAR1
Product: protein prenyltransferase alpha subunit repeat containing 1
Exons: 7
Coding region: 1-1293 (430 amino acids)
Biological process (GO): protein prenylation
Cellular component (GO): cytoplasm
Molecular function (GO): protein prenyltransferase activity
Source: RefSeq, a predicted model, not a curated record
AUGGCCGAGUCGCCGGAGGAGGUGGCGGUGCUGGUGCAGCGGGUGGUGAAGGACAUUCGCAACGCUUUCCAGCGGAACCCCUACAUAGAUGAAAUUGGAUUGAUACCCUGCCCUGAAGCCAGGUAUAACCGGAGCCCUAUUGUCCUGGUAGAAAACAAGCUUGGUGUGGAGAGCUGGUGUGUCAAGUUUCUUUUGCCAUAUGUCCACAAUAAACUUCUCCUCUACAAACAAAGAAAGCAAUGGCUGAACAAAGACGAGCUGAUAGAUAUCACAUGUACACUGCUGCUGCUGAACCCCGACUUCACCACUGCUUGGAACGUGAGGAAAGAAUUAAUACUGUCUGGCACUUUAAAUCCACUUAAAGACUUGCAUCUUGGAAAACUGGCGUUAACCAAGUUUCCAAAGAGUCCAGAAACAUGGAUUCAUAGACGAUGGGUGCUGCAACAACUAAUUCAAGAAAACUCCCUGCCUAGUCUUAUGACUAAAGGAAACUUGGGAGCAGUACCUGUGGAGAGAAUUCACCAGCUAGUACAGGAGGAAAUGAAUGUCUGCUCUGAAGCUGCUGGGAGAUAUCCAAGCAACUACAAUGCCUGGUCCCAUCGCAUCUGGGUUGUACAGCAUUUGGGAAAGCUGACUGUCAAGAUUCUCCUCGAUGAACUUUCAUCCACUAAAUAUUGGGUAUCCAUGCAUGUCUCAGACCAUAGUGGAUUUCAUUACCGCCAGUUCUUACUCAAGUCCUUGACAGGCAGAACUGUGACUGACAAUAAUACACUGGUUCAAAAUCAAAUGGUACACGAGCAAAAGGAGGAGAGCAGUGCAGGGGCAGAAGCUGCCUGCACAGAGGAGCAGAGUGUGGAUCUCCCUCAUCAUUUAGAAAAAGAGUUGGAGCUGUGCACUGAACUGAUUGAUACUUACCCAGGACAUGAAACCUUGUGGUGUCAUAGAAGGCAUGUAUUCUACCUUCAGCACCGCUUAAGCAACAAACUUCCUCUUCUGAGCACGAUGGUACCAUCUGUGGAUAGCAGUGAUGAAACUCUGAGUAAUUCCCACCACAGUCCUGCAACAAGCCACACAGCACAAGCUAUGGAUGUUGAUGGUUUGAAUGAAUCCGGCGCCAAACAAGGUUAUACCCAAGAAACAAAACGCCUGAAGCGUGCUGUUAUGCAGGACUCUCUUGGUCUAGAAAUGGAAUACCGGUUCAUUGAUAACGUAUUAUCAACUUGUAGGGAUGUGGACCAAGCCAGGUUUGCUGCUGCUUAUAGGAAAUGGUUAGUUACCUUUUUAGAUCAGUGA